AGAAAGAGGGGGAGGCAGGGAGGGAACGGAGGAGGAGAGAAAGAGCGAGGGACUCUCUCACUUCCAUCACACAUCGAGGGUUGAGGAAUGAGGAAAAUAUUGAAACCGUGACACUUCCUCCAUCACUGGACCCACCUCCUCCUCUCAAUCCCUCCUACUUUCACAACAGGUGACUUCAGGGAAUCACAGAGGCCCUGUUGUGCAGAGAAGGAGAGAGGACAGGAGACUGAAUAGAUCUGCUGCUUGUCAGAGCUGGACAGGGGACCAUCUACACUGGCUAUAGGCCUCAUUUGAAUCUACUGAAAGUGCCAACAACCAACCGAUCAGAGUUACUGUGCGUCCGACUGUAACCAUGGCCACAUCAGGCAUCAAGGUCUCAAUUUUGAGGAUUGUUCUUCUGGGACAGACAGGAGCAGGGAAGAGUUCAACAGGAAACACCAUCCUUGGGAUACCUGGGGCCUUCGAGAAUAAGAACUCUGUGACUACGAAGUGUGAGAAGCAGAGUGUGGAGGUGGCUGGGAGAACCAUUGAUGUCAUCGACACUCGAGGUAUUGGGGAUGAGUUAUUGUCAGAAUCAAAGGAAGUUAAAUCUGAGUUAGCUAGGUGUGUAGAGUUGUCAGUCCCAGGACCUCAUGCCUUCCUGCUGGUCAUCAGUCUGAAGGCCAGAAUCACUCAGGAGGAGAGAGACAGUGUGAGGUGGAUCCAGGAUAACUUUGGAGACGAGGCUGCAGGUUUCACUAUCCUGCUGUUCACUCAUGGGGACAAACUAGAGAAAGAAACAGGAGAUAGUGUUAUUCUAGAGAAUGAGUAUCUCAGAGACCUAGUUAACAGCUGUGGGGGCAGAUAUCAUGUCUUUGAUAACAAAGCCAGAGGUAACACCACUCAGGUCCUAGUGCUGCUGGAGAAGAUAGAGAGGAUGGUGGAGGAGAAUGAGGGGCAGCACUACACCAAUGACAUGUACCAGAGGGCUCAGGAGAAGAUCAUAAGGGAGAGGAACAAUAUUUUGAUUAAUGCAUCAAUAGUGACAGGAGGAGCUGCUUUAGGGGCAGGUGUAGUAGCAGCAGCAAAUGAGGGAGAGCACUACACCAACGACAAGGAGGCUCAGGAAGCAAUCAAUCGGAAGAGGACGUUGAGAAUAGUAGCAGGAUUAGCUGUAGCAGGAGUAACUGUAGCAGGAUUGGCUGUUGUAGGAGCUGUUACAGGAGGAGCAAGUGGGUGUGUAGCAGACAGUGUAACAGCAGCAGUAUUGGCUGAAAUAGGAGCUAUAGGAGGAGUAGCAGGGGUGGUGGUAGCAGGAGCAGUGGAACCAGGAGCUCAUUUAAAACGAGCUGUAGCAGGAGUAGCAGGAGGAGUUGUAGCAGGAGCUGUAGCAGGGGGUGCUUUAGCAGGAGCUUUAAGACGGUCUGGAGGUUUAGUACCAGUAGCUGUAAUAACUGCAACAGGGGUGGCUGUAGGAAGUGUGGCAGUAGCUGUAGCAGUCGCACCAAGACUGCAAUUCAGAGAAGUAGCAGGAGGUGCUGUAGCAGGAGCUGUAGCAGGAGUUGUAGCAGGAGUUGUAGCAGGAGUAUCAGUACUGGAUUUAGCAGGAGGUGCAACAGGAGGAGCUGGAGGAGCUGUAGCAAAAGUAGCAGGAGUUGUAGGAGUAGUAGGAGUAGUAUCAGAACUGCUUUUACCAAGAGCUGUAGCAGGAGCAGCUGUAGCAGGAGCUGUAGCAGGAGUAACAGGCGUGGCUGUAAUAUUAACACUAUUUCAAGGAUGGGGCUUGGGACUAGCAGGAGUAGCAGGACUGUCUGCACCAGCAGUGGGAGGAGCCAUCGUAGGCUCAGGAGGAGCAGCUACAGCUGUUCUUUAUGUGGAGAGGAAACGGGCUGAGAGAUCAACAACCUCUAUAGAUGACUAAUGUUAAACUAAAAGAUGAAUAACCAAACCCCCCCAACUUUGGUUUGUUCUUAAUUGUAAACCUGUUUUAAGAUAAAUUAUCUCUCCUGUUACUCUCAUCGUUUUGGACUUUUAGACUUCAUUUAACAUCUGUUGUAAUCGUGAAUUCUAAUGUCAGUCAUGCAUAUAGGAAUCUUUACCUGAAAGCUUCGGGGCUCAAGCUCAUUAUUUUCAGAUAUACUGUACACUUUUUAUACUGGUGUACCGGUACCUUAUUGUACAUUUCCCCUUUUUAUAUUUCAGUUAUUCUUCUUUCUUACUAUGUUAUUUUUUUGUUACGCACCAACCUACCAAAGCAAAUGUAUUAUUUGUGGAAACUAACUUGGCAAUAAACCAGACUCUC
Molecule: messenger RNA, 2281 nt
Organism: Hypomesus transpacificus
Lineage: Eukaryota; Metazoa; Chordata; Actinopteri; Osmeriformes; Osmeridae
Product: mucin-19-like
Exons: 2
Coding region: 353-1900 (515 amino acids)
Molecular function (GO): GTP binding
Source: RefSeq, a predicted model, not a curated record